This is a messenger RNA of Danaus plexippus (monarch butterfly), 6764 nucleotides long. Its product is annotated as cilia- and flagella-associated protein 44. Gene Ontology annotation, molecular function: protein binding. The transcript has 42 exons. Bases 572 to 6673 code for a protein of 2033 amino acids. The record is from RefSeq and is a predicted model, not a curated record. NCBI's taxonomy places the organism in Eukaryota, Metazoa, Arthropoda, Insecta, Lepidoptera, Nymphalidae.
AACAACAAAAUUUUGGUGCAAUUAAUUCUUUCUUUCUAAAAUUGCACUCAUUAAAUCUUAUAACUAAUUUCUUGUAUAUCAAGGUAACUAAAAGUCACUAUCUUUUAUAAAAACAAAAUGAUAUCUUAUAUACUUUUUUGAAAUAAAAUUUUCCUUUAAUAUAAUAAUUUCGUUGGUUAUUGAAGUCACCGAAACAGAAUAUAUAAUCUUUGUGUAUUCUUAUGACCUAAAGAGUCUCUACAAUGCCUUCAUCGAAAUUUACUUUAAUAGUAUUAUUAAUAAUUAAUUAUUCACAAAGUCUAAAGCUAUACCUUGUAUGUAAAAUAUAUUGUUUUUUAUAAAAUAAUUAUAUAAAUAAUACAAUUUCUAAAUAUCUCACGAAAACGAGCUUUUUAAAUACCCUUUACUUUUAUUACUAACUUUUCAAACAGUUCCAAAAUGAAUAAUAAGCAAGUAAAAAGCAUGAAAAUCGUUACCAAGCAACAACAACAAAUUUUAUUGAUUAGUCCUCAUUUAUUGAGUAGUAAAUCCUGUUCGCUGUUAAAAUUGCAAAGGAUAUUUUGUUAUUACAAUGGCUGAUGAAGAGCUCGGUGAACAAGCUGGUGAAGAAGGAAUUUUUGAAGAGGCAGCACCUGAAGUGGGUGAAGAAGAAUCCGUUGAAGCGGAGUCGGUUCUAACCGAAUAUGAUCCAGAUGAUUUUCUGUCUGGUGCAGUAAAUACUUUAGAUUCUACUAUACCUCUGGAUUUGUUUGAAUUCGAAUAUUCAUAUGGAUACAAUUGUCAGAAGUAUUUCAAUCUAUGCGCAUGCGACGAUUCUGUUGUUUGCUGGGCAGCGGGAAGUAUAAUCACUUUUAUGGAUGUUAACACUAAACAAAUUUGGUUUCGAAGAUCUACAACAGGAGGUUCCGUGGGAGCCCUCACGUCUUACAGGAAGGACCCUAAUUAUCGUAUAGCCGUAGCUGAGGGCAGAGAAGGUGAUAAUGAUCCAAUAAUUCUACUUUACAUCUGGCCACAAAUGGACAUUGAUGCUGUACUGCGAGACGGCACAGCCAAUGCUUAUUCGAUUUUGGACUUCAGUCCAGAUGGCGAACUCUUAGCUUCGGUAGGUAAGGCCCCAGACUACAAUUUGACAAUUUGGAACUGGAAGAAACACAGGAUUCUUUUACGUGCAAGCGCCUUUACGUUCGAUGUAAAUACUGUAAUGUUUUCGCCGUACUGUCCGGGGCAACUAACUACAGCAGGAGCGGCGCAUAUAAAGAACUGGAAAAUGGCAGAAACAUUUACUGGACUAAAGUUAAAAGGCGAACUGGGAAGAUUCGGCAAAACAGAGAUUUGUGAUGUUCUUGGAGUAUAUCCUAUGCCAGACGAAAAAGUUCUAUCUGGAUGCGAAUGGGGUAAUAUUUUAGUAUGGGAAGCUGGUCUGGUUAAGUUGGAAGUUACACAACGCAGCAGAAAAACUUGCCACAAAGCACCAGUGGUGCAAUUCAUGCUUAGUCCAGCUGGUGAUGAAGUUACAACUAUAAGUCAAGACGGUUACGUUCGUGCCUGGUAUUGGGAUACAGUGGAACAAGCUGAUCCCCCAGAAGAAGACCCCACUGUGGAACUUAAUCCAGUUGCAGAGACCUAUGUUCCUGGGUGUAAAAUAAUGUGUUUGAAACAUCAGAAAGACAUGUAUUUUUAUGCUCAAGACGGCAACGGCGGUAUUUGGACAACCGAUUUAGAAAUAGACAAGCUCGAAUGUAAUCACCGCAAGAUUAUGACUUUUCAUGCAAGUGGGAUAGUAGCCAUGGCUGCAUUACGUUCUUACCCUAUCCUUAUAACUGCGGGGGAAGAUGGAGCUCUUCAUGCAUAUAAUUCAGAGACGCAUGAUAUUUUGGCAAAAUACCAAUUCCAAACUGCUAUAACCUGUAUGCUAUAUCCACCAUUAGAUGUCGACCCAACUUCUCGUAUUCUACUAGUGGGAUUUGCAGAUGGCAUUAUGCGAACAAUCCUAGUCCACCCUGAACGUCUCCAGGCUCAAUCGACUUUAAUUGAAGUUCGAGUACAUUCCGCUCUAACAAUCCACAGCGAUGAUUCAAUUAAUGCUGAUGUUAUAGAUCUUAUAUCGCUGCUGAAGCCCCAUUCCAAGGCGAUAACUCAAAUAACAAUAAAUGACCCAAGAACCCUAUUAGUAACUUGUGCAGAAGACUGCACUUUAUUUAUGUAUAGUUUGAAAAUGGGAACUCCAUUCACUCUUAAGAGGUUAGGUUUUAUAGAAACACCUAACAACGUCGCUUUUAUGGCUUGGAAACCAAAGGAAGAAAGGACAAUACUGCUUUGUGGCCAAGCUGGUGUGAUUACUGAAGCAGUACUUCCGAAAAUUCCUGACAGACUAUAUACCGAAAUCACUACUUUCAAGCAAGAAUUUGUUUCUCAUCAAGACAUUCUAGUCAAAAAAUAUUACAUGCAGCACAGACCAUUUCCCAGAGAAGAAGACUUGGCUAGUAUAGACGAAGAAGCUCUUAAGAGACAGGAGGAAGCAGAAAAUGAAAAAGAUGAUGAAGAAGAAGAAUGGAUAGGAGAAAUUCAAUUAAUUGAGAGUGACACCAUGUCGGGAACUACGAUAACUUGGGCCAAAUAUUGUGAAGAAGGCAUUUGGAUUGUGCAAGAAGGGACUGGAGCUUUGUUGUUAGUUAAACCAGGGCACAAUAAGAUCCUUAAAUAUGGCCCGUUUCCAGGAGCUUGGUGUGAUAAUAUAACAACAUUACAGUUUGUAUGUGACGAUCGCUAUUUAGUUAUUGGAACAAAUUCAGGAUACAUUCGUGUUGUGCGUAUGCCCACAGAAGAAGAGGAUUCUCCGGAACGUCAUCGCAUGGUUUGGCUCUUAGCACAACAAAAGUUGCUGAAGAAACUUAAGGGACGACGCUUAGCUAAGGAAGAGACCCAACCUACUCCUCGAAUAGAUUUUGAAGACAACUAUUAUUUGCCUAUGCAUGAUUUUUAUACAGGCGCUAUAACUUGUUUUGAGUUCAGCAGUGACGGAAGAUAUUUUUACACUGGUGGAACAGAUGGCAACAUAUUUUCAUAUAAAAUUUCAUUCACGGAACCUCUGCUGCCAGUGUCUGAAGCGCCGGAAAUAGAGGAAAUGCCUAAAGUGGAAAAAAUUCGAGAACCGAGUACUCUUGACGGGGAAUUAAUGUCACAUGAACAACUAAAACAAAAAGAGGAAUAUGAUAAAAUGAUAUCUACAGCAAAUGCCCAUAAAAAACGAGUUCGUGACCAACUAUCCGAACUGGGUAUAGAAUACAACAAAUUGAUUAAAGCCAAUCGAGCACUGCCAUAUUCUCAACAAAUCGAUGUUGUUCUGGACCCACGACCUUUGGUUGUACAAGAAAAGGAACUAGAUGAUUUAAAAGCCUUAACUCGCCGCAAACUCGCUCAUCAACUUGAAGCCUCCGACCUGGGCUUACAGAAGAUGUAUUCAAGGAAUAUUAUACAGCUAGAUGUGUAUCCAUUUACUUUAAAAGCGAUACGGGAUCCGGAAAUAAAGAUAAGACCGUUGCGACAAAAAAACCUUUCCAAGGCCUUCUACGAUCAGCUUCAAGAAGUGCACCAAAAAAUGGCCGAGGCUUCAUUGCGUGGAAGACGUGCGGAAGCAUCUACAGCAAGAGCAGCGGCUAAGAGAGCGUCAUGGGGUCCACCUAGAAUCGCGUCUUUUCUACUGGGACUUCCGCCUAAACCACCACACCCCCUUAAAAAAGCUCUACGCAACUAUCACCAAAGACUGAAUCGGCAUCACAUUCAAUUUAUAGAAUGGCAAGAUCAUCUAUCUCAUAAACCGGACCCGCAUGCAUUGCCGCCUGGUGCAGGUGAAGCGCUCAAACAAGCAGAAGAGACCAUUGGCAAUCGCGUACUCAAGACACAAGGGGACUAUGUUGCACCGCAGGGACAUAAUACUCAGUUGCGAAUAUGUCUUGCCAGGAAAGAGAUCUACGAUAAUAAACGUGAGUUUAAUGAAAAAGUGUUGGAAUUACGUGAGCAAAAGGUUUGGCUAGUUUCAAAAAUGCAAGAUAUAGGUAGACGUUUAGCUGAAAUCCGAAUUGAAAUUCCAAACAAAUUAGCAAAAGCACCUCCUCCAGUGCCCGUGAUUGAUGAAGACUUGGAAUUUCCAGAAAAAAAAUUAGAAAUAAAGCCAGAAAUAAUAGAACCGACGGGUAGAAGGGCUACCAGUGCAAGAAAAACAAUUGAACGCAGAAAGUCAUUUUUAUAUCCGCAACCACGAAUACGACAGCCCAGAGUUAACCGAUUCGUUCCAAUUACGGAAUCGCGACCACUUAUUGCGUCUUGGGAGCUUUUGAAACCAAAACCUGAUCAAGAAUCUACGGCUAUUGAAAUUGAAAUUCGUGAGAGACGAAUUGAAAGGCAUCUUUAUGAGCAAGACAUGUUGCUUGUUGAUGCCGAGGUUUUAGUCCAGAAAUUUGACUCACGACUUCGUCAGCUUCAAAGAGAACGCAUUCGUGUACAGGAGAAAAAUCAGUUGCUUGAACUACAUCUGUAUCAGUUACAUAGAGAAAUGACUGUGCUUAAUCGUUUCGAAGCUCAUGAAGACAGACUCGCUGAGAGAGUUUAUGCUAAGCUUAUGCAGGUUCGUGGUGUUAAUGAUCAGAUACAAGAUUGUGAACAACGCAUUGAAGAACAUAAGCAAGAAAAGGAGAGUCUUGAUCUUGCUUGUCAAGACUUACAGCGUCAAUUCAAAAAACUUGUUCAAGAUAAUAAAUUUGCUGAUUUCUUACGCAGAAUAUUUAAGAAGAAAUACCGUCCACCUCGCGAGCGCAACGAAGACGAAUCAUCGGAAUCGGAAUCUAGUUCCUCUUCGAGCGAGGAAGAAGAUGAGGGUAGCUUGGACAGCAGGGAUAUUGGUCCCAUACGACUCGAUCCCAAUAUUUGUCCUGAGGGAUGUGAUGUUGACAUUUACAAUAAAACAUAUGACCUUAGAAAUACAAGACAUAAAUUUGAACAAGAAAUGAUUGAAAAGGACCAUUUAGUUGACUUGUUACGUAAAGACAUUGAUGCCCAUAAUAAGAUAAAAAGAAAGUUUUCGGUACAACUGGAAAAGCGGAAAAUGGAACUAAGGGAAUUUAUGAUGGAAAAACAAAACUGCAUGAAUGAAGUAGACCAAGUCGUGAUACUGCGUUACGACCAAAUCCGAGCAUCUGCAAUCAAAGACUGCACAGGACCAGGCGGGUUGUCCCACACUGUGGUGUUCCCAGAAAAAAUGCUGUCUAAACUUAGAAAUAGAGUUUUGGAAUUGCAGGAUGAGAUAAAACAGCAGAAGCAACGUCAGAAAAUAAACCGAACCCAUCUGUUCCGUAUGAAUGUAGAUUUACGCGCUAUGGAAAACAGAGCAGCAGAGUUGAAGGCCCAAAUGAGGGAUGUUUUAACGCGGAAACUCGGCAAGCCCCGGAAAGUGGACAAGACACUUGAUGAACUGCUACGCCAGCUGGCACGGAGGCACAAAUUCUCUGCAGCAUUAUCAGCUAUACCCCAUUUACUAAAUCAGCUUAAUAAGUGGAGGAAGCGUCACAGCGAACUUGAACAAAAAUAUUUAACCACUAUAAACCGUUACUCUGACCGUCUCCGCUUAGCGGCAGCACUCCAGGCCGACAUUUAUCCUCAAAAGCCCCACAAAGAUCCGACAGUAAUGCCCGGCGCUUACGAACCGGCGCAAUACCACCGCGAUGUUAUCCGUCUGCGUAUUAUAAGCGCUCAGCAACAGGAGCAAAUUAAGGUUUUGGAGGAAGAGAUUCACAAUUUGCGUCUGAAGCCGCUGUCUCAAAUCGUGGCUCCGUCGGAAUGGUCACCAUCGGAAUCUGAUCGGUCUCAGAUAUAUCUGCAGAUGGUGCCGCCUACAGCACGACCGCCAACGACCAAAUAUUUCCCAAUAACGCCUCUUGGCUCUCGAGCAAAAUUGGUGUACGAAGUGAACUUGAUGAAGUUACUAUACGAUUGCCUGGACAUGAUGCGAGUAUCCCGGGAUGAUGCGGAGGAUUUACUCCGAGAGCUUACCACAGAACUACGAAAAGUCUUGUCUGGUUCAAAAACACGAUUUGACGUCGUCGAUACAUUGGUACGUAAGUGGCUCCUGAAGUAUGGCGGUGAUCCUAGCCUUUACAAAAAACAGACGCGAGCUUUUGACGCUCUUGCAACAUUGGCCGACCGGCUUCUUAGCCAGCAUGUAGAAGCAAUGGAAGGAAUGACUCCGAAAACUCACGAAGUUAUGAAGUCACUAGAGGUAGCGUUAGAUAGCGUCUCUGAUAAAAAACAAAAACUCGAAGAGCGACUUGGACCAGCCCUUGCUACAAUUUUGCAUACAACAUCGAUAGAGCAUAUGGAUAACGAGGAAACAUUGACAAUGGCGAUGACAUCCCUCGUGAAUGCCUUAACUGACGAUGAUAAUCCGCUUAGCGCAGAAUCUAUAGACGCAAUUGAAGUGUCUGACAUCGUUCAAGAUAUCAAAGAUUGUGGUAUAUUUGCACCUACAAAACAAUUACAAAACUUGGUCAAAAUCGCCAUAAAUAGUCUACGAGCACAAAUUAUUACUCCUGAAGAAAGACAACAGCUGGAUAAAGAUGUUGAACAGGCUAUGACGGAAUCGAAAAUGAGUUUUCCUGAUUCUUCUAGAACGGAAAAGUAGCAUUUGAAACUUUAGAAGACGAAACAGUUUUAUAUAGUUAUUAUAUCAAUACUAGUAUAGUACCUAAUUAUUCAAUUAAUAAAAGUUUACG